Molecule: messenger RNA, 3601 nt
Organism: Taeniopygia guttata (zebra finch)
Lineage: Eukaryota; Metazoa; Chordata; Aves; Passeriformes; Estrildidae
Gene: INPP5E
Product: inositol polyphosphate-5-phosphatase E
Biological process (GO): phosphatidylinositol dephosphorylation
Cellular component (GO): axoneme; Golgi apparatus; nucleus
Molecular function (GO): inositol-polyphosphate 5-phosphatase activity; phosphatidylinositol-4,5-bisphosphate 5-phosphatase activity
Source: RefSeq, a predicted model, not a curated record
GGGGCGGGCCCGGCGCUGCCCCCGUUGCCACGGCCGGGCCGGGGCGGCCGCGCCGGGACCGGGACCGGGACCGAGACGGGCACCGGGACCGACACGGGCACCGGGACCGACACGGGCACCGGGAGCGAAACGGGCACCGGGACCGAGACAGGCACCGGCACCGGCGCUGCGACCGCGGAUACGGGCGAGGAGCCGUGAGGGACCGGUACCCACACGUCUUGGAAUUUUGCAGACGAUGCAUCUGCCUGCACAUUCACCUGCCCUUCAUUCCCAGCUAAAGGCUGAGCUGUCUGCAAUUCCCAUGUCUCACUGGCUGAGUAAAGCCCUGUGAUAAAGGGAAGGAAAGCAUGCUUUGAGGAACCUUUCACCUGGAGCAGCAUCCACAGCUGGUACCUGGGGGACAAUGAGUACUCCAAAUGGAUUUCCGCAACACUCAAGGCUGUGUCUUACUCGGAGCAUGGAGGGUGGAGCAGUACAGGACCUGCAGGCAAAAAAAGCUGGAAAAGCAGCCAGAAAGGAGGCUGGGGGUGAUGGGACACCUCCGAAAAUAGGCACGCCCAUAAGUGAGACCUUAAAGCUUCUGCCAGAAGAACUCAAAGCUAACAUGAAAAUUAAAUCGAUCACUCCAAGGCCCCCUCGGAAGCCCCGGCUGGAACGUGCUGCAUCCCUGGAUGAAAAGAGCUGGAGGAAGUGGAGACGAUUUAGGACCAGCCAGGAAAGUCUGACUGAUCCCAACGAGACGAGCUCCUCCAACGGUUCCCUGCAGGAAGCGUCCCCCAGCCCUCCCACCAGGGGCAGGGCCAGCCCCUGCAAUCCCUGCUGCCAGCAGGAUUCCUUGCACAGUUCACCAGACGCCUUGGAAGCCAGUCCCGGGGGGAAGAGCAGGGCAGGCACCUCGGACCUGGGCAAACGAGCCUCCGAGAUCUCCAGUGCCUUUGGGGGGCUCCUGCGGGGCAAGGGGUUCGCGGGGGGCAAACCCCGCCUGUCCCAAAUCAUGCCGGCCCGCCCCCUGCCUCCCAUGGAGCUCAACGUGGCCUCCCACUCGCUGAGGACAGCUAAUAGGAUCGACUCGGAUUGCCUGGAUUACCGACAUUAUUCUCAGCACAAGUUUGGGAGGGUGAGCAGCAGCCUCAGCGACUCCCGGCUGCAGGGCAAUGGGACACUCUAUGACAAUUGCUCCACAGACUCCAUGAAAUCCACCUUCAGCGUGCUCACUCCCAUCCGAGCCAAGGAUGUCCGCAGCAGGAGCUAUUUGGAAGGCAGCCUUCUGGCAAGUGGUGCCUUAAUGGGAGCAGAAGAACUCAGCAGAUAUUUCCCUAAUCGGAAUAUGGGAAUCUUUGUGGCCACCUGGAACAUGCAGGGGCAGAAGGAACUUCCAGUGAAUCUGGAUGACUUCUUAUUGCCAACAGAUCCAGACUUUGCCCAGGACAUGUAUGUCAUUGGGGUUCAAGAAGGCUGUCCAGACAGAAGGGAGUGGGAGAUCCGCCUGCAGGAGACGCUGGGCCCCCACUACGUCCUGCUGCACUCGGCUGCUCACGGCGUGCUCUACAUGUCCGUGUUCAUCCGCAGGGACCUCAUCUGGUUCUGCUCGGAAGUGGAGUAUGCCACGGUGACAACUCGAAUCGUGUCUCAGAUCAAAACCAAGGGAGCUCUGGGAAUCAGCUUCACAUUUUUUGGGACCUCCUUUCUCUUCAUCACUUCCCACUUCACAUCUGGGGACAGUAAAGUGAAUGAGAGGAAACUGGACUACAAUAAAACCAUUCAAGCCCUUACACUUCCCAAGAAUGUUCCGGACACAAAUCCAUAUCGAUCCAGUUCUAGUGAUGUCACAACUCGGUUUGAUGAAGUUUUCUGGUUUGGGGACUUCAACUUCCGGCUGAAUAAGGAUCGGGAGACUGUGGAUUCCAUCCUGAACCAGAACCCGGACACAGACGUGUCCAAGCUCCUGGCGUAUGACCAGCUGACCAGUGAGAUGAGUCGGGGGUCUAUUUUCAAAGGAUUCCAAGAGGCUGCUAUCCAUUUCCGUCCUUCCUACAAGUUUGACAUAGGAAAGGACAGCUAUGACACCACUUCCAAACAAAGGACUCCCUCCUACACGGACCGAGUGGUGUUCCGCAGCCGCUACAAGGAUGACAUCCAGGCUGUCAAAUACUCCUCUUGUCCUGUCAUCAAAACCUCAGACCACCGACCUGUGUUUGCCUUGUUUCGUGUGAAAGUGAGGCCUGGCAGGGACAACAUCCCCCUGGCUGCAGGGCUGUUUGACAGAGAUCUGUAUUUAAUCGGAAUAAGGAGGAGAGCCACAAGGGAGCUUCUGAAACGCCGGGAACAAAAGGACCAAAGAUCCAGCAGCAUAUGUAGCAUUUCUUGAACUGAAAGCUCUGCAGUGCUUGUGGUAGAGGUACCCUGAAAGAGGAUUUCAGACCGUGGCAAACUCUGCAGGGAAUUGUCUGCUUAAGCACCUCUGGCAGUUGCUGUGGCUUGUGAAGAAUGUCUUAAACCUCAUCCUGGAUUCAUUUGCAUGAGCUAAUCCAUGUAGCUCAAGUGCUUCUGCCUAAGGAAAGGAGUCAGUUCUUUAAGACAUCCAUCCCAACUGGUGUAACUGAUUUAUUUUUAACCAGACUAUCUUAGGAAGCCACUGGGUAGCAGACCUUGGUUCCCCUCCAUGCUGGGGCACAGCUGCUGGAACUGGCAUUGUCCAGGGCAGGGGACCUAAGAAAAGCCUGCAGAAAGGUGAAUUCUUUGUUUGUCUCUUUGGUUUGGUCAGAUUAACUUCCAUCCAGUGUGGGGUUGGGUUUGCUCCUUCUCUGUAGCCAAGUGUUGGUAUUCUGUACAAGGAGUAGCAGGGACCAGUUAAUGGCAGUUGUGCAUGCAGAUGGUGCUCCUGUGUUGGGCUUUUUGGGUCCUCCACAGCAAAUUGUGUGUGAAUGUACUCCUGUACAUUGAAGUGUAGAAACAUUGCCUUUCAAUAAUCAUUCUAUAGGCCUUCUGUUACUAAGGGGGUAAAUACCAAACUCUCAGGCCAUAUAUUUGUCUGCUGAGACUGCUUGAAGCAAUCCUUUCCUGAACUCACUUGUCCUCCCCAGGGCUGAUUAAGCACUACCUGCCUCCAGCAGCAGGAGCUGGAAUUUAUCUGAGAACAGGCACUGUGUGAUGCUUCACCAAAGUGAUGCCAAGUGAGUGCCCCAGGGAGGUUUGCAGAGCACCUGCAGCCACUCAGCUCCACACAGCUCCAUUACCUCCAAUCACAGUCAAUUCCUUUUGGUUUUAUUUUUCCAGAUCAGUAAACUGUGAAUAACUUGCUAUUUCUGAGGUAGUGUUGUCUUAAGGCUAUAUAUACUACAAGGACCAGUAUGGCACUGGUAAAAUGUUAAGUACAGCUAAUAAUUAAGAACUCCUCAUGGGCACAGAUGGGAUCAAUAAUCACCUUAGGACCUAAAACAUCAUGCAAACACCUUGGAGGAAGUGCUGCUGACUAUGCAACCUGUCCAAGACAGGCUCCUGUUCUGCGGUACAUUUAUGGCACUGACCUGUCUGUAGCCAUCAGGUAUUUGGAUUUCCUUUCUUUUUAAAGGAAUAAAAAUAAAUUAAUGCAAUACCUUAA